This is a messenger RNA of Argiope bruennichi, 2858 nucleotides long. Its product is annotated as DBH-like monooxygenase protein 1 homolog. NCBI's taxonomy places the organism in Eukaryota, Metazoa, Arthropoda, Arachnida, Araneae, Araneidae. Bases 951 to 2774 code for a protein of 607 amino acids. Gene Ontology annotation, cellular component: secretory granule membrane. The record is from RefSeq and is a predicted model, not a curated record. Gene Ontology annotation, molecular function: dopamine beta-monooxygenase activity; copper ion binding. Gene Ontology annotation, biological process: octopamine biosynthetic process; dopamine catabolic process; norepinephrine biosynthetic process. The transcript is spliced from 14 exons.
CCAAUAUUACCGAAGCAUUUCUUUUAAAAAUCAGUUUAUCCAAUUGCAGAUCGUGAUUUUAUUUCUGGUAGUCAUCAUCCAUUCAUCAACGCAAUUAUGAGGCUGCUAGAAAAGCCCAGACAGAUUACGAACACUAGAAGACUACUUUCCACGCUUGCGGAAUGGCAAAUAAUUUCUCCCAACAAAUUACGGGCAGUCAUUUUAAUCGAAUGAGUGAUUCCUACCCACCCACCGAACAAAGAAGAAAAAAGAUCCUGGAUCACCCGGGAAUGGGAUACCUAUACUUACCUAAAGAAGAUCAGCUCCUGAAGGACCAGAUCAUCAUAUAAACAAUUUCUAGGGUUUUUCUAAUUUUAAGGGGCUCUGGUUCACUUUUUCAUUUACUAUAGGUACAGAUAGAGAACAGGAAUUUUUUUUCGACAUUUCUUUUUUUCAAAAUCGUUGAAUUAGAGCUAAAAAGACAUGCAGAAACUUAAAAUAUAACUUUCUAAUAUUUUGUUUCUUAUUAAACUAUUUUUUCAAAAUGAAUUAAAAUUCUUUAUUGCCAAGGUGUCCUUUAAUAUAAGGUACGAUAUCACAAAAACUAUACCUGAAAUAUUUCUGUACACGAAUUAAGAAAUGCAUCAUAAUUAAUAGCAUGUCAUUCAGAAUGAAUGAGUAAUUUUUAAAGCUAAAAACCACAUGCCUUUAUAACCCAGAAAUACAUUGCAGUAGAUUUUUUUUAAAUGAACGAUAACAGUUUUUUUUUUUACGAAAUUUCCGAAAUUAGCUUUAUACGCAAGAUGAUCGGAAAAUAGAUAAAGCAUUUCCUUUGAAAACAUUGUCAUUGGUUUACCGGUCAUUACGCGUAGCAGGAAGAACUUCCGAUUGGCUAAUUCUCCCAGCAAUAUCAUGACAAAAUUUUACCAGACUUUUUCUAAACUUUUAAUAGUAAGAACAUCCAUCACAUUAUGACCAUCAAAUUUUUUUCUUUGUAUUUAUUCUUAUUUAAUUUUUCAAGCAAAUUUAAUUUCAUAUCAACGGAAACAUGGCAUCACUGUACAACAUUGGACAGUAACAAUAAAUUUCAUGUGUGCUGGAGGGUCGUGGAAUCAAAAGAUGACCCUGAAAUUGAAUUUAAAGUGGAAGUAAAGGCCCAUGGAUAUGUCGCACUUGGAUUGUCUCCAAAUGGUGGUAUGACAUCGAGUGAUAUUGUGACUGGAUGGAUUAAGGAUGGAAAAGUUUAUUUUCAGGACAGAUAUGCGGAAGGCUAUUUUUUGCCGAAAAUCGACGAAAUCCAGAAUUGGGACCUGGUUUCCGGAAGUGAAAACGACACACAUUCUGUGCUCCUCUUCCGCCGGAAGUUGGAAACUUGCGAUAAAGAGGACAGAAAAAUUGACGAUAGCACAACCAGGCUGAUCUAUGCAUAUUCAGAUAUAGAUCCUCCAUCGGAAUAUGCUCUAGAUUACCAUUUUACGAAUCGAGGGUCAAAGAGCGUUUAUCUCUUGCAGCGAAAAUUAUCUAAACAUGUAAAAAUCGACAAGUCAUCUUUGGCUCAUUGGGAUGUUUUAUCUCCAAAUUUUACACUGGAUUCAUCUUCUCAAACCAUGUACUGGUGUAAAAUUCACAAAGCUCCAGAAUUACCGGAGAAACAUCACAUCGUUUUGGUGGAGCCUUUGAUUCAAAGAGGUAACGAGGUGUUCGUUCACCACUUGUUGUUGUACGAAUGCGUGGGAGCUAAUCGCAAGGAGUACGAACCCCACACAGACCAAUAUGGACAUCAGUGUCAUCGCGCUAACAUGCCUGAUGCCAUGAAAAAGUGCGAAGGAGUCUCCUUGGCAUGGGGAAUUGGAGGAGAGGAUCUAAUAUUACCGGAAGACGUUGGCCUCCCGCUGGAAGCAAGCCCUGCCAAAUAUUAUAUGCUAGAAAUACAUUACGAUAACCCUAAUAAGAUUGCAGGUAUCGUUGAUAAUUCUGGAUUCCGUAUCUAUUACAGUCCUAAAAUUAGAAAAUAUGACGCUGGGACUUUAAUGAUUGGUGCAACUACUAGCUCAAGAGUUCUAGUACCUCCUAAACGCAAAGAGUAUGUUGUAGCCGGUCACAGCAACCCUAAGUGCCUGGAUCCGUCUCUUCCAAAAGGUGGAAUAAAGUUGCUCGGAGCUUUUCUUCACGCUCAUCUAUUAGGUCGUCACCUGAAAGCUAGACACUUCAGAAAUUCAAAAGAGCUAAAACCAUUGGCCAAUGAUGGCAACUAUGAUUUUAACUAUCAGGAGUAUAGAUACUAUCAAGAAGAAGUUACAUUUUUACCGGGUGAUCAAGUCACAGUAGAAUGUACUUACGACUCUUCUAAUCGUGUUUCAACGACAUUUGGUGGUGAGAGUACCCGAGAAGAGAUGUGUCUGGUUUUCUUGCUGUACUACCCGAGAAUUGAGAGAUUCGCCUCAGUGAGUGUUCCGAAAUACGACACUAUAAACAAAGCUCUCGGUACAAAUUUCACAAAAGAUGAUCUGAAACAAGGAAUAUUUCGAGAUCAGUUAUCAAAGUAUAAUUGGAAUAGAGUGAACACUCAUAAGGUGGAAAGGGCCUUGAGGUAUGGGUUACAUGACACGCACUGUUACCUUGGCAACGGAGAGAAGAAUUCGAUUAAAGCACCGAUUUCCUAUCCAAAAAUUGAAGAUCCUUAUGAAGAAAUUUCAAAUUGCGAGUCCAAAGAAACCCAAAUGGAGAAAAAUGAUGGACAAAUACUGAAAUAUGAUUUUCUCUGUAUCUUAAUCUCUUUGUUACUUUUUGUGUAAUAAAGUUUAUGGAAUAGGCCACAACAAAUCUUUUCUUGCGCAUUAAUUAUUGUUAUUUGAAUGUCCUGUUGUCUUAAGAAAUGU